Molecule: messenger RNA, 4916 nt
Organism: Lymnaea stagnalis (great pond snail)
Lineage: Eukaryota; Metazoa; Mollusca; Gastropoda; Lymnaeidae
Source: the annotation of a GenBank genome assembly
AUCAUUGUGUUUGAUAAUCACCAUAGUGUAUAGCUACUGAUUAUGGAUUUGUUAUCUUUUGGUAUAAAACAACAUCUGACAGGGGGCGUCAUCGAUGCAAAGGGAAAAAAAAGAUGGCUAAUUUCAUGUUAGGUGCAGCAGCUCUGCUGAUUUUCUCUUAUUCAGGUAUCUGUGUUUUUUCUUCUCGUUAAUAUAAAGUUACAAUGUUUUAACGUGACAAUUGGUGCCGCAUUAACCUAAAGGCAAUUAAGGCACGCGCUUUGGGGUGGGGGGGGGGGCACUCGAGGGAUAGUUGUCAUGGGAUGAUGAGAGGAAAGAUGAUAGAAAGAAAUCAUUUUACAUUUUCAACGUUUGACAAAGGAGUUGGCUGGAAUUGUCCACAUGGUAAUAAAAAACAAGUUUACAAUGUUUUAACGUGACAAUUGGUGCCGCAUUAACCUAAAGGCAAUUAAGGCACGCGCUUUGGGGUGGGGGGGGGGGCACUCGAGUGAUAGUUGUCAUGUGAUGAUGAGAGGAAAGAUGAUAGAAAGAAAUCAUUUUACAUUUUCAACGUUUGACAAAGGAGUUGGCUGGAAUUGUCCACAUGGUAAUAAAAAACAAGUUGAAACGGGAUAAUAAAAUUAAAAACAAGGAAUUCGCUCGUAAAAAAAUUCCAAUGCAUCGGCACUGCAGGAAAAUGAUAAUUUUGAAGAUAAACUGUUAAUUCGGUAAUUUUAUGCAGAAAAUCUUGAGUGGCCCCAAAAAUUCAACUGCCUAGGGGCCCCCGGACGAUUUAGUCCGGCACUGUUUACAAUGUUAAUUAGUUUCGCAUAAACUUUCAGAUUAACAGACCCUAAUUAGUCACACAAAAAUGCAUCUGAAAAAAUUAAACUUUGUUUAAAUAGAUUUGAUAUAAUUAAAUACACAUGUAAGAAAUUCUUUUUGAAAAUAAUAAAGAAUGAAACAAUUCAUAAAAUAAUUCACAAAUACACAAUUUUUACAGAAUAUUUUUUUUAAUAAAACAAUUAAUCGUCAAAAUUUUGUCUUAAAAAAUCAGCUACCGGACUUCAGUUCGACGUCCAACCCACAAAGAUUGAAAUAGGUCUUUCUACACGCUUUGACAUCGUCUGUUCUUUUAACCAUGGAACUGACAAUGAGAUGUCCAGCUUGGUGUCGCUCAUUGUAUCCCGCUCUAAGGACACCACAAACGUGGGUUAUCGUGAGCUAGCUUCCAUCGACGCAUUUUCUGGUCGUGUGACUGACUUGGUCCAAGGCAACGCUACCCUUUCCGGUGCCGUCAACAACAUGGGGGUGUCCUACCUCAGGCUGGAGUGGAAGUUCCCGGACGACGAGGUGUCGGGUCUCUACAGGUGUGUCGCCAACGGCAUUGACGAAACAGGACACCCCAUCAGUGUCAUGUCCACAAGUCUGGUUACAAGUGAGAUCCCGGGUACCAGACAGUUGGUGCAAGUGGUCCGUAAUGUCUUGCUCAACAUGGACUACGCUUUGGAAAACAUGUGUAUAUCAGGUAGAGAAAAAUCUAUUUUUAGAUGAUAAAUCUGCAUCAAUCAGUGUCAAGUAAUGUUACUUACCGUAUUCCGGUGUUACAAAUAUAAUCUUCUUUAAGAUUUAUCUCGUUAGAUUACUAACACGUAACGGAGAACUGAAAAAAACUAUAGACAACGAAAAACGAUACCAAAGCAAACAAUAGAUGAUUUAAUUAUACGGUGCUGUGUGAAAAAGAUAACACUAGCCAGGUACAAACAUUUGUACACACGCAUAAUCACAACUCAUGUCAGUCUUCUAAAGCUGCAGAAAGUCUUGUAAGUCUCAUAAGUCUGACGGUCACAGUCACCGUCGUAUUUAUUGUGAUGAGGUCAGAAAUCCACCCAGAACAGAAUUUAGAAAUUCCAUCGUCGCAGAGGAUUUCUUGCCUCUACGUAGAAAUUCUAAACAAGCGUUCCCAAUAAAGGGUGGUUUUGAGGGGGGGGGGGUGGGGGUGGUAGCACGUGUAUCCAAGUUAUUUUGUGACUUCAGUAACAAACAAAAAAAGUUGGGGGGGCGGGGCGGAUGUAAGUGUGUAAUGCCACGGUUCCACAUGAUGCAAGGUGAAUAAAACUAGGUCAAUUCGCAGAGGAUUUCUUGCCUCUACGUAGAAAUUCUAAACAAGCGUUCCCAAUAAAGGGUGGUUUUGAGGGGGGGGGGGGUGGGGGUGGUAGCACGUGUAUCCAAGUUAUUUUGCGACUUCAGUAACAAACAAAAAAAGUUGGGGGGGCGGGGCGGAUGUAAGUGUGUCAUGCCACGGUUCCACAUGAUGCAAGGUGAAUAAAACUAGGUCAACACACACGCUAUAACAGACGAGUGUAUACUUUCACUUGUAAUCUCUAAUUUAAAACUGCUUUGAAGUUGUUAUCUAUUCAAUAUGUUCAAUAGGAAAAAAAUAACAAAUGACCUGAACUUAUGUGUAUUUUGGAAUUUAACAUAAAGAUAUAAAUAUAUUAUUGGCAUAGGUUUCUGAAGUAAACAUGAUUUCAACAAUGGGAGUCUGUGGUGACGUAGGCUAGGCAAGUUCAUAAUAAACCAAAGCUUUCGAAAUCUGAAAAUCAAAUAACUAGAUGUAGAUGUUUUUUUUUGAGAAUCAAACCCGAAUAGAAAACUAUAAAAUUAAAUCUUCUCAAUAGUCUAAACAAUGAGCCAAAACAAUUUUUUUUGGAAUAGCUUACACGAAAAGAUUUAAAGACAAGUGUCUAGUAUUUCUUUCCGAUCGUAAAUGAGAUCAUCCAUCCAAGUGGCAUUAGAACCUAUUUAGGGCUUUGGCGUUGCUCCCAACUUCCUUCCACUCACACCUCGUCGAUCUGUUUUGUCGGAAUCAACACUGGUAGUCACCUAAAAUUUUUUCAGUAUACGUUUUUUUAGUAUAUGUUACCUUAAUUUUGUCAGUGUUUUGUAUAUUAUAAUGUGUACGGAAAUUCCACUGUAGUAUGCCAUAUUGAAGUUUGGACAUUGUCUUGUAUAUUGGGUUUAUUAAUGCUGAUUACGAUUCUUUUGGAAUUUUAUUCUUUGGUAAUUACAGUUUUAUGUGUCUGAGUAAGUAAUUCUCUUCCUCCAUAUUUAAUGAGUUCCCUAUGUAUGGGUAAAAUUUCUUAAAAAAUAUAGGUUUUAGUCCUCCAUUUGGUGGUUCAUAUUCUUCAUCAUGUCCAUUCUCAUCAUUUUAGUAGUCCUAAAAAUUUUCACCCCACCUCUCAAGUUCUUUACAAUUUUCCGUGAUUAAUUCUCCAUCUCUGCUCGCACACAUUUAGGGCAUUGGCCUGGCUCACCAUGUUCUUCCACUCCGACCUCACAUUCAUCCAUGUGGUGUUACAGAUCGUGUAAGCCUUUGGCCUGACUAACCACUUUCCUCUUCACAAUAGAAGAUCUGACGUGGUAUACUUUUUUUUAUAGGUACUAAAUAUUGGAUGUCAUUUUCGUGUAAGCUCAUUAUUUUUUGUAUGCUUAUUUUAUCUCUAAACUAUUCUAGGAUGUUGGCAGAGUCGGUUGGAACAGAUGAGAAAAGCGAGGUUUGAAAUAUCCUCUUUGUACAACGGUCACAGAUAUCUCUUGUCUAAAACUGCCAACCUUGCCUCCGUGGCUGUGGCCCAAGAAUCAUGUGAACUCUAUGGAGGUUACCUCGCUGAGAUUGAUGACGACUUCGAGCUGUUAUUUGUACAAAACUUUACUAAAUCAGCCCCAGGUAUCGACUAUACCAUGGUUUUAAUUGGAGGAACAGAUUAUGGUCACAAAAAUCAUUGGGUUUUUGAUCGCAAUCUAAGAAACGUCACCUACACCAAAUGGAUAGCCGGAAGGCCAUCAACUACUGCUAACUAUAAUUGUAUAUACCUAGCAGCACCUACUUGGGCAAUGUCCGAUUAUAUAUGCUUUGAAGUCACAAGAACAUAUAAUACUAGAUACAUAUGCGAGGUGCCUGAGGAAUGAAAGCUCAAGAAAUUGUGAUUUUUAAUGUGCAUACAAAUUUAAUUUAUCUAAUUUACUACAUUUUAAUUAUUUUUUUUAAAUCCUAUUUUUAAUGACAAUUUUUUUUUUCAAAAAUAUUUGUAUGUUCUAUUUUUGAUCAAUGGAAACAAAAAAUGAAUUAGAAACGAGAUGAAAAACAUUUGUGUCAGAAACUCUUUAUGGGGAAUCAGAAGCUUUAAAAAAAAUGUAUUUCCAAAUCUACGCUGUCUCUUGUUUAUCAAAUAAAGGAAGCAUCUAGCUAAGUGGUUCUUAACGUGGGUUCGAUCGAACCCCAGGGGUUCGGUGAGCCAGUCUCAGGGGUUCGGCGGAGGUCCCCCCCCAAAAAAAAAUCAGAAAAAAAAAUCAUAUUUUAUUUUUCCUAUAAAGAAGGUGUGGGUGAGUGCAGUCCCCUUAUAUAUCAUCCCUUAUUCUAUCCCCAGAAAAGCUUGUCGCAUUAAUUACAUAUUUUUUUGAUUCAAUUGAUCUAAUGUCUUUUAUGCCAAUAUAAGAUUUAUAAUAUAAUAAUAAAUACGAUAUUAUAUGUUUUUAUGACACCAGAGAAACACGUCUCUCCAUGUAAAUUUAGAGUGAAGCCUUUAAAAGCCAAAUAAAAUACAAGAUUAUAAUACUAGCAUUUCGUCAUUAAUUGCCUAAUAUUUUGAUAGUCGUUCUUUAUACAGGAAUUUAUCCCCCCAAAAAACUGGGAUAAGUGUGAAAAUGUUGACCCUACUUGUCUUAUAAUAAACUAAUGAUUAAAUUACCAAACAGAAUGGAGACGAAUGAUAUAUUUUUUGCACACCAGACACAUUCAACUAACAGAACUAUGACCUAGUUUAAUCAAGUAAAUCGUGCUCACGAAACUAACUGAUAUGAUAAUCUCCAAUUGGACUCGAUAAGUUAGCAUCUCCCAGUAACAUACACACUUUAAAACACUUUAUCUUCUGGCA